GGAUCAGCCAGUGACUUUUCACAGCGGCGGGCCUCAGACCCCAGCGCGGACGCGGACUUUGUCUUUGGGGGCCCCUGCUCUGCCCUUCCUGGUUUCCGGCAAGAUCGCAGAGGAGCCGGCGUGCCUCUCUGCCCUCCAGCCUUCCUCACCAUGUCCAAGAUGCCGGCCAAGAAGAAGAGCUGCUUCCAGAUCACUAGUGUCACCACGGCCCAGGUGGCCACCAGCAUCACCGAGGACACCGAGAGCCUGGACGACCCGGACGAGUCACGUACGGAGGACGUCUCCUCCGAGAUAUUCGACGUCUCUCGGGCCACGGAUUAUGGCCCUGAGGAGGUCUGUGAGCGCAGCUCCUCGGAAGAGACGCUCAACAAUGUUGGGGAUGCGGAGACUCCCGGGACCGUCUCCCCAAACCUCCUCCUGGACGGGCAGCUGGCGGCCGCGGCGGCUGCUCCCGCCAACGGAGGAGGAGCCGUUUCGGCCCGGAGCGUGGCUGGGGCGCUGGCCAGUACUGCGGCGGCGGCGGCCGCCACCUCGGCCCCCUCCGCGGGAGCACCCGGCGGUCCCUCGGUCGCGGGCUCGUCUGCCGGGCCAGGGACUGCGGCCCCAUCGCAGCCCCCCACCACUUGUAGUUCCCGAUUUCGCGUGAUCAAGCUGGACCACGGGAGCGGGGAGCCCUACCGACGCGGCCGAUGGACGUGUAUGGAAUACUAUGAGCGGGAUUCGGACAGCAGCGUCCUGACCAGGUCCGGGGAUUGCAUUAGACACAGCAGUACUUUUGACCAGACUGCGGAGCGGGACAGCGGCCUGGGCGCCACCGGAGGGUCGGUGGUGGUGGUGGUGGCCUCCAUGCCGGGGGCGCACGGGCCCGACUCGGGAACUGACAGUUCCUUGACUGCUGUGUCACAGCUACCCCCGUCGGAGAAAAUGAGCCAGCCCGCCCCGGCCCAGCCGCAGAGUUUUGGCGUUGGGCAGCCACAGCCACCGCCGCCCGUAGGUGGGGCUGUGGUUCAAAGCGCGGCUCCAGUGCCGCCGUUCCCGGGAGCCGCGGCCGGGCCGCAGCAGAUGAUGGCAGCCCCGCAGCCGAGCCAGCCCCAGGGAGCCGGCCCCGGCGUCCUCCCGCAGGGGCCCAACGGACAGGGUCUGCCGCUGACGAAUGUAACCCUGACGCAGCCCGGCGUGCCCCUGCCGCCGCAGCCCGGCCCGACCCUCGGAGCGCCAGCGACGCAGCAGCCUCCGCAGUUCGCGUACCCCCAGCCUCCGCUCCCGCCGGGGCAUUUGCUGCCCGUCCAGCCCACGGGGCAGAGUGAGUACCUACAGCCGCACGUGGCCGGCCUGCAGCCGCCAAGCCCUGCUCAGCCCUCGUCCACCGGCGCCGGAGCGAGCCUCGCCACGCCUGCCAGCCUGCCGGUGGGCACCGGCCAGAAUGCCUCCACGGUGGGUGCGCAGAUAAUAGGCGCGUCUUCCCUGCCCGGUGAAGCCGUGGCUCCGGGGCCGGGACCCGCGCAGGGCGGGCAGGCCGCGCCUGGUCAACCGGCUGGAGUGCCCCUGGCCGCUGUAGGAUGCGCGGUGCAGCCGGGCCUGGUUCCCCCUGGGACCGGGCAGCCCCAGUCCGUGCCUCCGCCGCAGAUGGGCGGCAGUGGUGCGCCGUCGGCCGUGCCUGGCGGCCCCCACGCCGUACUGCCCGGAGUUCCAAACGUGCCUGCAGCCGUGCCCGCUCCAAGCGUGCCUAGUGUGUCUACCACCUCUGUUACUAUGCCAAAUGUACCCGCGCCUCUGGUCCAGUCGCAGCAGCUGAGCAGCCAUACGCCAGUCAGCAGGAGCGGCAGCGUAAUCCAGCAUGUUGGGCUGCCCUUAGCGCAAGGCACACCCAGUGUACCAACAAGUCUACCACAGUCUGACUUAAGCCAGUUUCAGACUCAGACCCAACCUUUAGUCGGGCAAGUUGACGAUACUAGAAGAAAAUCAGAACCCCUACCUCAACCACCACUUUCUCUCAUUGCUGAAAAUAAGCCUGUUGUGAAGCCUCCUGUUGCAGAUGCCCUGGCAAACCCCCUUCAGUUAACACCUAUGAACAGUUUGGCCACCUCUGUAUUCAGCAUAGCUAUUCCUGUUGAUGGUGAUGAAGACAGGUGACUUGCUUGUUGGGAGUCUUUCUUCCAUUUGAGAACUCUUAGAGAAUACCACGUGUCCAUAAGUGAGCUCAGCUAGCUAGUCAUUGAGAAAUUUUAUAUGGAUGGGACUACCAAGUAAAGAAACUGAUUCCACAAGCCAUUCAGAAAAAUCUCUUUACAUCUGCUCCCAUAUUUCACUUUUCACACAUAGGGGUACACUUGAAGUGCAGAUUGAGUUUGUUUGUUUACCUUUGGUAAGAGGCAACAGGUAUCUUCCCUUUUCUAGCUACCAGAAGCCAUUUUUUUCUGAUGGGUUGGUAAAUAACCAUUUGCUUGCCUCUCUGUUCCUGUUGUACAUUGUCCCCAUAUCUCCUCAAGAAAUGACUGGUUUCCCAAACCACACCCUCUCCUUGCAAAGCACAUGCACAUCUGUGAAUGAAGAAUGUAUUUUCUCUCCUCCUCACACCUUUCUCAGUUUACAGCAUAUGUAAUUACAUUCCCCAGGACUUGAAUAUGAUGAUAUGGCAUGAAGCAGAGAGAUCUGUUGACAAAUGGAAACUCUGGGAUGUAUUCUUUAGGGUAUGACCUCAAAGAUGAAAUUAUUUAUCCUCUUAUUUUAUUAAAAAAGUUGAUAAUUUUAAGAAUCUUAUUUCCCAGUGUGAAUGUUUGAACCACAGAUACUACCGUAUCUGUUCUUACUGCAACAGUUAAUCCAGUGCAGGGGUUUUGAUAUGUGUGCAGUCCUGUAUUAAAUGUGGUAUACUUCCCUUCCCCUCCCAGUCUUUUAAAAUCUGCAUUGUUUAUCAAAUGUGCAUUUCUUUUGUUGUAGUUUUUCAUUGGUUUUUAAUUUAACAUGCUAGUUUUCAAGAUGUAAUCUUACACAUUUGACUAUUUUGUCACUGGACCAACACACCUGGUGAAGGAAUAAAUCCAUUAAGUAGAAAUAGUUUUUUUGUUUUGCUUUUGUUUUUAAUGGAAAGGCUUUGUAAAAGAGAGGGCAUUUUAAAGUUGUAUGCUUGAAAUUAAAUGACACAGUUUUUCUAGGUGUAUGUUUAAAUUACUGAGAUGACUAUUUUUGAGGAAACUGUACUAACAAAAUUAUAAUUUUAAUAUGGUGAUUUGGGGUUGCCUUCUUAAGUUAAAAUCUGCAUACAAUUUUAGUUGCAGUCAUUUGAAUGCAAAAUAAAACAUUAGAGUGAGAGAUAUUGAGUAAUUACGACUUUAACUUUGUGAAUAGGUUGACAGAUUUCAGAUCCUAAAAAUUUAUAAAUAUUUGCUUUUUUUUUUUUUUAAAGAAGAUAUCAGUAAACAUAGCCUAGUCCUUUGAGAAAAGGAAGGAAAAUGGAAGAUUAACAAAAAUGACUGACCAAACCAAUGAUUCUUUUGGUUUGAUAUAUUGAAAACUUUAUGUUGUUAUUUUGGUUCCAUUACCUAAAGGAAGGCUUCGUUUUGUGACCAUUUAUUUUGAAGAAGAGGACCUUCUAAUAAUACAUUUUAAUAAUAUACCUUUAAGAGGGCUGAUGGUUGUAUAUAGAAAGCAAGAAGAUGUUUUAAAGUUCUUAGUUAACAUUGUCUUUUGACUCUCUAUUAUCAGUUACCAUAAAGUUUACAUAUUAUUCUAGCCUUUCUCAUUGAAAAGGCUUAUGUCAGUUGUUGAUUCUUCAAACUGAUUUUGUGUAAACUGGAGGAUAUAAUAAUGGUUGAAAAUAUAGUUCAUAAAAAAAACAGCCACUUUUACAGUGGAAGUUACAACAUUUGUUUAAAUUACCUGUACCCGUAACAGACUCCUUUUUCUGUAAAUGGGGAGGAGUGCAAAAUAUUCCCUUUUGGAAAGGGAGCACAGUGCAGAUCGUUUUCCACAGACAGCUGACCAAUGUGAACUCUGUAGGCCACAUUCCAGGAACUCUUAUGAAUGGAUGCAAUUGUGAACUGUCAACUACAACCAAAAGAUUGUUGAAAACCUGAUUGUAAGGAUCCCUUAGUGGCCAAUAUCUUUAUAUCUUGUUAAUGGUUUUAUUUGUGUAGUUUGCUAAUGACUGAUUAAGUAUUAUAAAUUGUGAAUGUUAAGUGGUGUAUCCUGACAUGUGCUAUAUAUACAAAUUUUGUUGCUACAGUUAUACAUAUAUCUCAUACACACACACACUUUUAACAGAGCUUUUUAACUUGCUGUUUAAGUGAGAAGAUUAUGCAAAUGUAUAUCAAGAGAUUGUAACUCUUAACCUUUAUCAUAAAAUCUAUAGAUACUUCUUAGAGCUCAAAAAGUCUCACUACAUUUAGUCUUUACAAAUGAAAGCUCCUUAGCUGAAUCUGUAUUUCUUGGGAGCUUUUGUUUCUUUAUCUAUAUUGAGUUGUAGAGAUAAUUUUGCCCUACUAGAUUUACAGUUGAUGUUUAAGUUACACACACUAGAUAUUAUCUUACGUACUCUUACCAAGGAUUUUGUAAACAGUGUAAAAUCCUGCGUGUGAGUGACAUUAUUUAGUAUAAAAACUGAUAAAUGGUGGAUCCAUCAGAGUGCCACACUGAUUACUAAAAUAUACUUUGGUUAUAAACAUGGCUUUAAGUAAAGGAAAUUAUCAUAGAUUUCCGGAAAGAUUGAUGGUCCAAAAGUACCCAAAAUUCCCAAAACUGAGUUUUAUCAGGAGUAUGACUUUUUUUUUUAACAGAGACAUAUAUAUUUAAAUUUUUAUAUGAACUAAAUUCUGUAGGCUAAACAUUGGAUAACCAUUAGAAAACAUAAUGGCUUAUAUGUGUGUGGGUAAGACACACUCUAAGUAACUAUUUUAGUAACACUAUUUUUUCCCUGUGGAGGAAGUAGGGUAUGUUAAACUAAAUUGCUUCUAUUGGAAGUCUUUUUUUUUUUUUUUUAAAGUACUGGUAGUGUGGUAUAAAUGUUUUCUACUUCCUGAGAAUAAAUGUAAUAUUAAUCUGUUGAGAAUUCUGAUAGCACUAAUUUGGAAAUCGUAAAACAUGAUACUGGAUUUAUGGAUCUGGUACUUGGUCAUUUGGAAUAGAGUUUAGUCUUUCUGUGCACCAGAUGAGAUUGGAAGCAGUCCUGCUCUCUAGUGUCCUAGUAACAAAGAGCACCCCAACAGUCAGAUGGUAAAGAAACCAAAAUGAGUCUCUUUACUGAGGAAUGGUUGAUAGGGGAAUAUAAAAAGGUCUUGACUUUUCUUUCCUAAAAUAGCAGAAGUUGGGGCAGGGGGAGUUAGAGAGUGAUCGCACAUAACCAAGAUAGAAGAAAAUAGAGCGAAAUGACAUGAAAUACGGUCUCAGAAGGAACAGCAACACUUGUUACUAGUGAGAAAAAGCCAUCUAAUUUCUUUUCUUAAUAAUUGUUUUAGACCAAUAUGUAUUUCCUUUUCUGAACAGAUGCUGUUUAUUUCUUAAUUGCAUUGCAAUUUAAAUACUCGUUAAGUAUGAGGAAGAAAGGGUUUAUAAAAACAGGUCUGUCUGGAUAAAUGUAGCCUGAAUGAUGAUGUUUCUUAUGAAUUUCUUAUUAAUGGGAAGAGCAGGUUUUUAAGAAGAAAUCUUAUUAAUUGACAGUAUUUAAGGGGUAUGUAUAGCAAAAUUCCUGAAUUGAAAUAAAUCCCUUAAGUUAGUUUUUUCUUUAUACUAAACCAAGUGGACUUGUGAUUUGAAGCUGCUGUUUUAGAUGGUAUAAAACAAAUUACUACAUCCACAAAGAAUGUGCAUACCUGAGUCAUUGGUAUAAUUUGGGUCUUUCCCACAGCAUUUCUUGAACAUACCAAAUUGCUCAAUAUUUGUUACAUUCUUAAGCUAGUAUUGUUCAGGGCAAAAACUUCUCCAUAAAGAUUUAGGAACAAUAACCAAUUCAUAUCAUUCCCAUACAUCAUUAUGUGACUUUCAUAAUAUAUUUUAAUAUAUACACUUCGAAUUUGACUGGUA
Molecule: messenger RNA, 6018 nt
Organism: Felis catus (domestic cat)
Lineage: Eukaryota; Metazoa; Chordata; Mammalia; Carnivora; Felidae
Gene: TSC22D2
Product: TSC22 domain family member 2
Exons: 2
Coding region: 151-2133 (660 amino acids)
Biological process (GO): regulation of transcription by RNA polymerase II
Source: RefSeq, a predicted model, not a curated record